CAGGAUUAGCCUGUCGACUUACUUUUAGACCUGAGUCUUGAGAACAAAGUUGAUUAACAAAAAUUUACAAAUUAUAUCUUUUUCUUUCCUCCUGUUUUACAAUAGGCUUCUCAGCAGUAAAAUAAUAUGGCACAAGAUAAAUUAAAUGUAACCUUGGCUACUGGUGUUGUGGGGUGGAACACAACAGUGAAUGGCCAGUUAGUUAUUGAACUUGCUAAAAAUCCAAAAGUGAAGGUGACAGGACUUGUGCCAAGCAGCACCCAGGAACAGAAAGAACAGGCCAAAAAGUUAAAUGUUGACCUUGUGGAUGCCAAAGAGCGAGCUGGAUUUUCAGCAGAAGAACGGCUGUCUUUCCCUCCAGAAAAUCUUGAAAUUGACAUUUUGAUUAUUCACUCAUAUGGGCUUCAUGAAGGUAAACAUGCACAGAACAUCAAAGAUGCUAAGAAAUGUAAAUGGCUUCACAUCAUUCAUACCAACAGUGAAGAACUGGCUAAAUUUAUGGACAUUCCCAUGAAAGAUGAACAGAAGAAGGAGUAUGAACUGCAACUUACAUUGUGUAACAUGGCAGAUGCUGUGAUUGCAGUUGGCCCCAAAGUAGCUGAUGCCUUCAGAUCUGCACUGCGUUAUGGUGGAAAGAGCAAGGAUGUCAUUAAUUUAACUCCAGGCAUCAUCUAUGAAAUGCGAGAUAUUCGGCUACACCACCAACCUGAGGAAAUCUUCCGCAUCUUGAUCAGUGCAACAUAUUUUGCCAAGUAUUACAAAGUAAAAGGGCUUGACAUUGCCGCUAAAGCAAUCUCACUCUUGCAAGAGGUAGAUUGCUAUCUGAUAUUUCUUGUCACCCCAAAUGAGGACACAGAAGUCCUCAGUAAGCGACUCCAUGAGGAAGGGAUUGACCUGAACCAGUUUGCUGUUCGACAUUUUCAAAAUAGCCUGGAGAACUGGAAGCAGCUUCUGUGUGAAGUGAAUCUUAUCAUUAUGCCUUCACGAACGGAGGGUUUUGGGACAAGCAGCCUCCGUGCUAUUUCUGCAGACCUUCCAGUUCUUGUCAGCCAGAAUUGUGGUCUUGGAAUGGCUCUGAAGAAAUUACCCUCGGGAGGAAAACAUGUAGUUAAAUCGAAUGAUCCCAAAGUAUGGUCAGAAAGGAUAAAGGGAGUCCUAGAAAAUAACCCAGAAGAUCAGUUGUCAGAAUCAAAGCAGCUUCGCCAAGAGUAUGAGGAAAAAUACAGCUGGGAGAAGCAAUGCGAUGAUCUUGUUGAAAGUAUGCUUACAAUGUUUCCAAGCAAACAAGGUGUGUUUGAUUUAUCAUAA
Molecule: messenger RNA, 1308 nt
Organism: Stylophora pistillata
Lineage: Eukaryota; Metazoa; Cnidaria; Anthozoa; Scleractinia; Pocilloporidae
Source: RefSeq, a predicted model, not a curated record